Molecule: messenger RNA, 1298 nt
Organism: Gamsiella multidivaricata
Lineage: Eukaryota; Fungi; Mortierellomycota; Mortierellomycetes; Mortierellales; Mortierellaceae
Product: kinase-like domain-containing protein
Exons: 1
Coding region: 45-1244 (399 amino acids)
Biological process (GO): protein phosphorylation
Molecular function (GO): protein kinase activity; ATP binding
Source: RefSeq, a predicted model, not a curated record
GCUUUACUCUUUGACAAGGAGGUCAGUUUAAACCCUGUCUGUUCAUGCUCCCGGCAUGUAUGUGGAUAACUAUCGAUGUUGACUCCAGCCCGUUCUCCUUUUUUCUUUGCUUCUUAUUUUACUUUCUAUUUUUGCAGGUUGAAGUGAUGCGGAUAUGUGGGAAUCACAACAAUAUCGUUGAAUUUUACGGCAUCGCCACCAGACAGCAGCAGCACCAAGUCGAACGGUUCAUGAUUAUGCGGUAUUAUGAGCGAGGAGACUUGGUGCGGCUGUUGGAGAGGCCACAGAAUCCGUCUGAGGCACCUACUUUGAUCGAUAAAUUGUUCCUUGCGCUCGAUAUUGCUAUGGGAUUGGAACAUCUCUUUCGAUGCGGCUUCCAUCAUGGAGAUCUCCAUCCAAAGAACGUUCUCAUUGAUGGCCGGCGCGAUGACUCGCCUUCGUCCACAUACUACAGGGCUCGGUAUCAGGCACGACUAACAGACUUUGGUCUUCGCCGGAUACGCGACAACAGGAACGCAUAUUCGAGUCAACCGCUUGCAGGAGUUCAACAAUUCAUGGCACCUGAGCGGAUGUACAAGAAUCGGCCGCGAUACAAUGUACGAUGCGACAUCUUCGCAUUGGGUGUCAUUUAUUGGUACCUGAUAGCUGAACGGUAUCCAUUCAAGAACUCACCGAUUCUCAUACCUGGCCAGCGAGAGGAGAGGGUAGAGGGCACACCCGAUUGGUAUCACGCGCUUUAUACACAAGCAUGGCACGAGGAUCCAAAUCAACGACAGCAGAGUCUGGAGGAGAUUAUACAGGUGCUCCAUUACCAGCUUCGUGUUUCCGCUGUACCAUUCCCGACAACAGGAUAUCAACAGUAUGAAAACUCGCUCCACGAUCGAUCAGCAGCAGCAGCAGCAGCAUACCCAACUCCUUCAUCAGGACACGAUAGCUUAGCUCCCCCUUCAAUACCCGGUUAUGACAGGACUCAUCAACAAUUUUUCUUUCCCUCAGUCAGCGGAACCGCUCUAAGGGGUGGUCCCAUGGGACACCAAAACUUGGCUGUCCCACCAUUGUACAGUGGAGCCCCAUCAAGUGCCUCAGCAGGUCCCUCAACAGGUGCCUCCAACAUGCCCUCGCCUACAUUGACACAAACAAUAGCAUCUAAGGCUUCGGCAGCCAAGUCUACUAACCCAAGCCAUCCAAGGAAUAGAAAAGUCGUGGUCCCCAACGGCAUGCCUGCCCGAGGCGGCUAUCGCUGAUACUAAUGACCACAUUGCUUUGGUUGCCAUAUCGUCUUCAAAAAUAAAAUCAGC